Leptopilina boulardi is the source of this 2342-nucleotide messenger RNA. RefSeq names its product mitochondrial dicarboxylate carrier (gene Dic1). Gene Ontology annotation, biological process: thiosulfate transport; malate transmembrane transport; succinate transmembrane transport. The record is from RefSeq and is a predicted model, not a curated record. NCBI's taxonomy places the organism in Eukaryota, Metazoa, Arthropoda, Insecta, Hymenoptera, Figitidae. The transcript has 9 exons. Gene Ontology annotation, molecular function: succinate transmembrane transporter activity; malate transmembrane transporter activity; sulfate transmembrane transporter activity. The coding region runs from base 544 to 1422 and encodes 292 amino acids.
UUCCCCACUACUUUACAGUUAAUUAUAGUAAUAUAUGUACAAUAAAUUUCGGAAUAAAUUUUACAAAUGUAUGGAUAUACGUACAAGAAAUGAAACAUAACCUAUAUAACAAAUAUUAGUGAUUUUCGAUUUACAUACAAUCAAACGGGAAUCAAAUAGUAUAUUUACUUUAAGGAGAAAAAUAAUUUACUUAACAUUAUUUCAAAGAUAAAGAAAAUGAUUUUAAACUUCUGUUUAAACGGAUGAAGCAUUUGUACUUGAAUUUUUAAAGAGUAAAAGACCACGUGUAAGUCAGCUGACGCUCAAGGGUGCGCUAUCAUGGAUGCUCCGAAAUCCCGAUAAAAAGUCUUCUUCGUUGGCCAUAUCAACCAUCCGUUAGUGUUUGAGAUGGUGUCAAAUCACGGAGUCAUAUCAGCGUUACCGUGAAAUUGUAAAAAUAACAGCAAUGGAAUCCUCAAACAGAUAAUUCUAAAUCAACAAUUCAUAUCAGGACUUCAAUAUAAUCUACAAAGUUUUCAAAAUUUUUUAAACAAGAAAUUGAAGAUGUCUGAUAAAACUAAAAAGCUAUCUCGAUGGUAUUUUGGAGGUUUAGCAUCGGCUGGUGCUGCAUGUGUCACUCAUCCUCUUGACUUGCUGAAGGUUCUUCUACAAACACAACAAGAAGGGAAAUUGUCAAUGUCAAAGCUCGCUGUGCGAGUAGUAAAGAAACAAGGUGUUUUUGCAUUAUAUAAUGGACUUUCAGCUUCCCUUCUUCGACAAUUAACAUAUUCAACUACUCGAUUUGCAUUUUACGAGAUUGGAAAACAAAAUUUUGAAUCUCCAGGACAUGAUAUGCCAUUUUAUCAAAAGUUGUUAUUGGCUGGAUUAUCCGGUGCUGCAGGCGGUGUCGUUGGAACGCCCGGAGAUUUAAUUAAUGUGCGAAUGCAAAACGAUGUGAAAAUUGCACCUGAAUUAAGAAGAAACUAUAAACAUGCUUUAGACGGUUUAAUUCGCGUUUGGAGAGAAGAAGGAUUUCUAAGACUUUUUAAUGGUUGUUCAACUGCAACUGGAAGAGCUGUUCUUAUGACAAUUGGACAAUUAAGUUUUUAUGAUCAAAUUAAAAUAAUUCUCUUACAAACUAAGAUGUUUGAAGAUAAUCCUACAACGCAUUUUCUCUCUAGUUUAUUCGCAGGUGCUAUUGCAACAACUUUAACGCAACCUUUAGAUGUACUUAAAACACGAGCAAUGAACGCUAAACCUGGAGAAUUUAAGAGUAUGGGACAAUUAAUUGUAUACACUGCCAAAUUAGGUCCAUUAGGUUUCUUCAAGGGUUAUGUACCUGCGUUUGUGCGUCUUGCACCACAAACAAUAUUAACAUUUGUUUUCUUGGAGCAACUUAGGACAAAUUUCGGUUUUUUGCCACAAAGCAUAAAAUCUACUUAAAAAAAUCUAAAAAAAUUGUUUCCUAAAUUUACCGUCUUUUUUUUUAAUUAAUGACACAAAAAAAUUUUUCAUGGAAAAAAAAUUAUUAUCCAGAAAAUAUGUAUCAAAGUUUGAUGUGACAUUAUCAAAGCAUUUAUUCUCCUAAAUUUGGAGUAAUAUUCUAGAUGAAAUGAACGUUAUAAUUGUUAAAUAAUUAAAUGGACGACUGCUAUGUAUGACAAUAUUGUUAAGGAUAAUCAGGAGGAAUUCCACUCAUAUACAUUCCAUUAACGUAUCUCUUUCUGAAGUACGUAGAUAUAAAUAUAUUUACAGGCGGAUAUUUUUAUUUCAUUUAUAGGUGAAAAAACAAAAAUAUUUUACGUUUAUACAGCGACUGAAUCUAUAUUUUUUUAAUUGUAUCUGUGUUCAAAUAGUAUUUAUUACACGCACAAGUUUAAUUCUAUUAUAGUUUACACCAGAAAAAAGAAGUCCGUCAUAUUUUUUGCUAUUUUAAUGUCUAAGGAAAUGUUUAAAAAGAUUAAGCUGUGCUUAUAUCUAAUAGAUGUUAAUGUUUAAAAGAAACCUGCAGUACAAAAAAAAAAUGUUAAAAGAAAGCUUAUAACGAAAUUGUUCAUUGAUACAAAAUCAAGUAAUUGCAAUGAUAUUUUUAUGUAAUUAUUAGUCCAUUGCAUUUAUAUUCAAAUAUAUUAUCACAAUUUUGUUUGCAUGAAAUGAUUUAAUAGAAACUAUUUACAAAAAUAUAAAAACUCAAGUAGGUAUCAAAUUCUUUAUUUUUGCUGUCAUAGAAAAUAUUUUUAACAGAAAGAUUAUUUGUAAAAAAGUACAAUAAAUGCUUUUAUGUCAGUCUUGACGAAACUUAGUUUAAAAAUAAAGAAAUGUAUUUUAUUCAAAAUGGAUAAAAAUAUACUUGUUUCUUUUCA